UCUGUGUGUGGUGGGAGUCUGUCACGUGAUGGCCCCUGGAGCAAAGCAUGCCGGGUCAUGUAGUUCCCUGGAGCAGAGUUUGUAGUUCAGCUAAGCGGAAGAGCCCGCCUCGCACGGGGUUUCCUGGGCUGGGCACACGGGGUCUCUUCCUUUCUGUCCGACAUCUUUGAAAGAGCAGCAGCAUGGUGAGAGUCUGGGGACACCGAAUAGCCCCGUGAGGGCACCGGGAGUGGGGAAGGGCCUGCUCUGGGCGCCGGGCGGGAAGCUCAGGCACGUGGGGCUCGAUUUACGGCAUGAGCGGACCUUUAAAUCCCACGUGGAGGGAUUUAAACCGGCAGCGAUCUGGGCCUGGAGUGCCCGAGCUGUAACCCGGACUGAAGGGAUAUUGUAUGGCCGGUAUAGGCCCCCGGCAAUGCUACCCUACAUGGAGUGUCUGGGUGUUUAUAUAGCUCAGAGAUAUGGAUUAUUAUUUAUUAAAAUUAUAUCACCUCUGGCUUUAGACAUUCUAAUCUACACGGUAUUUACACAGUUCAGGUUAUUAUUCAGGAAAGUUUCAAUAAUCACUUUGGGAAAACUUGGCAUUUUAAUCGGCACUAUGUGAUGGUUUAGGCAAUCAGUCCAUGGAGAAUGAGGAAAGAAUAUGGGUACAUUGCUGUAUCUAUAUAAUGUGCGUGUAAAUAAGCUAAACAAAAAUAAAAAAAUUAGUCCUUGUGAAGACUUACUGUACAAAAAGUACUGGCUGUGUGACCUGCCCUUUAAAUUUGAUAGUCACAUAAAAACAAAAUCCUAACUAAACUACUUAACUACGAUUUAUGAAUGUGCUUAUUAACACAAAUGCACAACUGACCUGUAUUGAAGGUUUAGCACUGGAUGGUAUAACGUUACUUGUAAAUAGAAAAUUAUACCCUGUUCAUUUUUUUUUUUUUGUAGAACAUUACAUAUUUGCUAGGAUUGUACAAAAAAAUUUAAAAAAAAAAAUCAGCCAUGCAUUUGCUCUUAGUUCUUGGAAUUCUAUUUAGCGAUAUGCAUCAUUCUAUAUUUUUAGUAUUUUUCAUUAAAUCCCUUCAACCAUUUACAUUUAUUUUGUAUAAAAGCUUGACUUUUAGGCUGAGCCGCAGUGUACAUAAUGCCUAUAUCUCAAUCCAUUUGUUUGAGCUUUUAACCAUCUGCAUGGUUUUGCUUAUUUUUAUUUUAUUUUCCCCUCAGAGGAACUAAGAGGGUUUUUAUUGAUCCUAUUUGAAAUGCUUCAAAAGUAUUCUAAUUUAAUGUUACUGGGAACUUUUAUUGUUUCAUUUCAACAUUUGUCAAGCUUAUUAAUACUGUAUAACUUUAUCCAGCCUCCUAAAGACGACAAGAAGAAGAAGGAUGCGGGCAAGUCCGCCAAGAAGGACAAGGAUCCCGUCAACAAGUCUGGGGGCAAGGCCAAGAAGAAGGUAAGUGUCACCAUGAUUAAAGAGGGAGAUUGCAGCAGGAUUUUUUCUUUUUAAAUCAUCUUAUUUAAAUUGACUUGAUGUCUUCAUAUGGAAUAUUUUACUUACAAAAUGUGGAAAUGUCCUUUCUCAGGAUUCAAUAAAUGUAAUUUUGGAUAUUUGGAUGUUAUUUCUAUAGUGUUGAAUGCAGCACUGCAGUUAAGUUAAAUUAGUAAAAUUGGCGGCUGCUAUUUCUUUAAUCUGGGAUUUUCAUUGUUUACUACUAUUGAGUGUCUCCUUUCUUCGUUUGAGUAGAAGUGGUCCAAGGGAAAAGUGAGGGACAAGCUGAACAAUCUUGUGCUGUUUGACAAGGCUACAUAUGACAAGCUGUGCAAGGAAGUCCCAAACUACAAGCUCAUCACACCUGCCGUGGUGUCUGAGAGGCUGAAGAUCAGGGGUUCUCUCGCCAGGGCUGCCCUGCAGGAGCUGCUUAACAAAGGUAUGUUUGGCAGAGUAAUAUCAAUGGCCGGGUUGCAUACGAUCCGAGAGCACACCUACAAAUUAUUGAACUUUGCAUAAAUGUGGCCGAAAUAAGCCUGUACUUAAUGCCUCAUCGGGCUUUUAACUAGCUGGGUAAAGAUAUUAUGUUCUAAUGUUCUACAAAUAUAUAUUGGCAGAAAAUCUUAACUUUCUUUUGGUAUGGGUCUUUUUAACCCCCUAAGGGCCAAACCUCUGGAAUAAAAGGGAAUCAUGACAUGUCAUGUGUCCUUAAGAGGUUAAACUGGUGUCAGUAAGUUGAGCAAUAUCAGUCUGUUCAUAUGUUUAAACAGAAACUGGAUGAAUACGUGCAAAAGCAUAAUAUUCAUAGAUCUAAUUUAUAAACUGUGAGGUAACAGCUUCUUGAUCCAGUGAGUGACCUGCCAUUCUGGGGAAGGAAUUUUUAUUUUCAUCUUAGUUUGUAGCAAAAUUGGGAGCAAAUCAAACUGGGUUUUGUUUGCCUUCAACAGCAAAAACCUAUGUGAGAGGCUGAACUUGAUGGACAUUUGUCUCUUUCCAGCUAUGUAACAGAUCAUAAUUAGAAAAUUGGCAAAAGUUAAAUGUACCAUUCUUCGUUAAAUAUUGUGGAGCAGUUGAAAGUUAGACAUGGGUCACAUCUUAAGUAUUCAACAGUGGAAUUAUUCUUUCAUUAGGUCUUAUCAAACUUGUGUCCAAGCAUCGAGCCCAGGUUAUCUACACAAGAAAUACUAAAGGAGGAGAUGCACCCGCAGCGCCUGAAGAAGCAUAAGCAGGUGUGUUCAGGUUGAAGUGGGCAAUUGGAUAGGAUAUAUAGAUGUGUAAGCAAAACAAAAUUAUUUAUGCUGUAUGCCUUCCAGUAAGAUCAUCCAAAAUUCUACCAUCUUAAUGUGUGUAAUCAAAUUCCUAUAUGCAUUGCUGGAAUCAUGUGACACUUCUAUGUAUGUAGAAAAAAUUGACGCAUGAAUGGUACUCACUAAACCGGGUUGGGGCAAGGUCAGUCAGAGUUGCAGAGUUUUCCCCACUCUGUCCGUAUCAAAGCAAUAAGUAUAAAGAUCCUUCGUUCGUGAAAUCCCAAAACAGCAGUUCAUUUGGAACCUACAAGCAACAUUUUAGCCCAAACACAGGCUUUUCUCAAGCCUCAGAUAUAUCAAUAAAAAAUACUCUUUUGGGAUUUUGAGUGCAGGAACGUUUUGUAUUGAUGUGAAAUGAAAAUGGCAUGAGGUACCAGAGUAUGAAGUUAAUACACAUUUCAGGAAAACUUAAUUUCUGUAGUGCUCUGGAACACUGUAGUUGAGUGCAUGUUUCAGUCGUUUGGUAUUACUGUUAAUAAACAUAUCUUGCUCAAUUCUAGAAAAUAUAUUUGAAAGAACAGUUGCAUGAAACUUCCUGUCUGUGCCUUUUCAUAAUUGAGUUGUAAUGUUUUGGUGUCAAUUGCAAUGUAUUAAAGAAACUACUUCCAUGUGUUUGGUUCAGUAGUAAUUUUUAUGUGAAAUUUGAUUUUUCUCCAGGCAUUUAAAGGGAUUCUGUAGUGUUAGGAAUACAGAUCUGUAUACCAAACACUAGUGCCCUCUGGACCCACCACCCAGCAGAUAAAGGGUUAAUAAAAACACUUUACUGACUCACCCAAUUUCAGCGCCAAUAUCUCUCGGCACUGGGUCAGCGCUCAAACUCCAGUCAUCCAGCGAGGGGGCCUAAUGUGCAUUUGCUGCUAUCGCAUUAGGCCCUCCCUAUAGGAGAGCAUUGACUCAAUGCUUUCCUAUGGGGGUUUCAUUGACUCUGCCCACAUGCAGUGCAUGCAGCAUCGCUUAAGGAACUCUAAGUUCCUUAGCAUCCCAGAAGCGUCUCUAGUGGCUGUCUGAUCGUCAGCCACUGGCGCAACAGGCAAAAAGUGGGACAGAGACACUGCACCUAGAUCACGUCAAUGAGACUUCUUGGACUUGUAGUUUAGCAUGUGGCUUUCUAUGUUAAGCUAUUUAACUUAAACUCCCAGAGACAUGUGCUAUACCUAUAAAGCAUGUCUUAUGAGAAUUAUGAUAAAGAUGAACUUCCUAGUCUGCUCUGAUUAGAGGUGUAAGUAUUGGGAAAAGCAGAAACCUUUUUGUUUUUAUGUAGUUUUUAUUUGAUGAUUGUGGUUAUUUUGGUGUAUUGCCCUGUCUACUACUGUUCAUUAUUGAGAUAUAUAGGUAUAUAUGCCAAUUUUUAACUUUUUUUUUUUUUUUUGCAGGACUUGCCAGAUAUAUGUACAAAUAAACUGUUCUAAAAUAAAUCCAUUGUGGAGUUUUUCUUGGGGCCAAAUUAUGGAUGUUUGAUAUUUGCCAAAAAGAUUGGCUGUGUACACACCUGAUAUUGCUAGAAAAUG
This is a messenger RNA of Pelobates cultripes (western spadefoot toad), 4284 nucleotides long. NCBI's taxonomy places the organism in Eukaryota, Metazoa, Chordata, Amphibia, Anura, Pelobatidae. The record is from the annotation of a GenBank genome assembly.